Lipotes vexillifer (Yangtze River dolphin) is the source of this 2247-nucleotide messenger RNA. RefSeq names its product calcium binding and coiled-coil domain 2 (gene CALCOCO2). The transcript is spliced from 13 exons. The record is from RefSeq and is a predicted model, not a curated record. The coding region runs from base 44 to 1390 and encodes 448 amino acids. NCBI's taxonomy places the organism in Eukaryota, Metazoa, Chordata, Mammalia, Artiodactyla, Lipotidae. Gene Ontology annotation, biological process: xenophagy; positive regulation of autophagosome maturation. Gene Ontology annotation, cellular component: PML body; autophagosome.
UUGCUGUGGCGCCGCCGCUGGCUGCAGCUCUUGGACCCCUACCAUGGAAGAGACAAUAGAAGAUCCCCCCACAUCAGCUGUCUUGCUGGACCAUUGUCAUUUCUCUCAGGUCAUCUUUAACAGUGUGGAGAAGUUCUACGUCCCUGGAGGGGACAUCACAUGCUAUUACACCCUCACCCAGCAUUUCAUUCCCCGUCGAAAGGAUUGGAUUGGCAUCUUUAGAGUGGGAUGGAAGACAACCCGUGAGUACUACACCUUCAUGUGGGUUACUUUGCCCGUUGACCUAAACAGCAAAUCUCCCAAACAGCAGGAGGUUCAAUUCAAAGCUUAUUACCUGCCCAAGGAUGAUGAGUAUUACCAGUUCUGCUAUGUGGAUCAGGAUGGUGUGGUCCGGGGGGCAAGUAUCCCUUUCCAGUUCUGUCCAGAAAAUGAGGAGGACAUCCUGGUUGUUACCACUCAGGGUGAGGUGGAAGAGAUUGAGCAACACAACGAGGAGCUCUGCAGAGAAAACAAGCAGCUGAAGGACAGCUGUGUCAGCCUCCAGAAGCAGAACGCAGACAUGCAUGCUAGGCUCCAGAAGAAGCAGGAGGAGCUAGAAACCCUCAAGAGCAUCAAUAAGAAAUUGGAACAGACAAUGAAAGAGCAGAAGGACUGUUGGGAGACAGAGCUUCUUCAGCUGAAAGAACAAAACCAGAAGAUGUCCUCAGAAAAUGAGAAGAUGGGAGUCAGAGUGGAUCAGCUUCAGGCCCAGCUGUCAACUCAAGAGAAAGAAAUAGAGAAGCUUGUUCAGGGAGUUCAAGAUAAAGCAGAGCAGUUGGAGGACCUGAAAAAGGAAAAUGGCCAGCUCUUUCUCAGUUUAAGUGAACAGAGGGAACACCGGAAGGAGCUCGAGCGGACAGUGGAGGAGAUGAAGCAGAAAGAAACUACUGCAGCGAAGAAACAACAGGAGUUAACGGACCAGAACUUUGACCUGUCAAAAAGACUGAGUGAGAACAAGAUUAUAUAUAAUGUUCUGCAGAAAGAGAAAGAGAGAAUGGAAGAAGAAAAUGAUCUUUUGAAGAUGGAGAACAGCACACUGCUGAGUUACAUGGGUCUGAAUUAUGACUCUUUGCCGUAUCAAGCGCCUGCUUCGAAUCAAGGAGGUGCAAGACAAAACCCAGGACUUGUCUAUGGAAACCCAUAUUCUGGUAUCCAAGAAAGUUCUGCCCCCAGCCUGCUCUCCAUCAAGAAAUGCCCCACCUGCAAAUCAGACUUUCCUGAUGACUUGUUUGAUCACACCUUGGAGCAGCACAUGCAGACCCUUAGUUUGAAUUGUCCAAUUUGUGACAAGGCCUUCCCAGCAAAAGAGAAGCAGAUCUUUGAAGACCAUGUGUUGUGCCACACUCUCUAAGUGUCCCAGCCUCUUGGAUCUAUACUGUACAUGGAUUUUAUAGAGUAGAAGCUUCUACUAUGAGUUAUGACCCAAGAUCCUGCCUAACCUGAAUUAUUAGGGAUUUACUUAGUCCUGCUGCCCUAUAGGUGGAGUCAUGUCGAUUAUCUGAAGCAUAGUGUUAAGGGCUGUUACUUCCAUCCUUGUGGGUUUUAGUACCUUUUAAGUCACAUAAUUCCAACUGUGUCAGCCUCUCAACUAAAAUGCCCAUUCUUCCAAGGGUCUCCAGCAUAAAGGCCCUGGGAUGGAGCUGACCUGGCUGUUCACAGGAGGCCUGACUCGAGUACUAAGUGAGUAGUUUUCCAGGUUGUCCCACUGCCAUUCAAGGUCAGGCCUUGAGUGAGUUUGUACUCAGUCCUCAGUCCUAACCCUGGGACUGGCGACUGAUCAGAGGUUGAGAAUUUCUACCUCCUCCUCAGGCCUCCUUCUCCAACUAAUUUAGAAUAGUCAAAAAAGGCAUGGCAGAGAACGCAGACAUCCAAUUUGGAUACCAAAGUUUUCUCAUCUUGAUUUCCCAGCUCCCAGCGGAAGCAUUCCUGAACAAUGGACAUGAAAUAUUAUUUCACUCACAGAAAGUCUUUCUCUCUGGAUACCUCUGAUGCAUUUUCUACUCUGGUUUUUUCCUGUGCACAUAACUAUUAUUGUUGUAAGUCCUUUCUUAAUGGUUAGUGGGACUUGUUAGAAACUGUAUGGGUUUGCAACUUUCUGAGCAGGUGAGUUUGAAUAUGGAUAAGUUAGAAUGAGAACUAUUGUUAAUCACUUUAAUACUAAAAAUAAACUAGUCCUCUACUUCAGGGACUUUGGUAAUUUAAAAUAAA